AGAGAGAGAGAGAGAGAGAGAGAGAGAGAGAGAGGGGCUCGUGCAGCAGCCGCUCCGGUAGUUUUGGCUCCGGAGACUCGCAGGACGCAGCGAACUGUCCCGGCUCCCCUCGAUGGUUCACCGCAGCCCGGAGGAGGGACCAACCUUCCACCGCUGCCCGGAAAUCAGCGCGCAGGAGCCGCACACACAGUGACAGCACAGCUGGUGGGCAGCCAUGUUGAAGCCGGGCGACCCGAGCGGCUCGGCCUUCCUCAAGGUGGACCCGUCCUACCUGCAGCACUGGCAGCAGCUCUUCCCUCAGGCGCAGCUGAAGGCUCCUCUGGCCCCGCCGCCGCCUCCACCUGACCGCCUCUCCAUCCCCGUGGACAGCCUGCGCCAGUCCCGCCUGCACAGCCACCUCCUGGCCUCCGCACACUGCACCUCCUCGUCUUCCUCUUCCUCCUCUACGUCCUCCUCAGCAGCUUCGUCUUCAGCGGCGGCGGCGGCGGCAGCAGCAGCAGCAGCAGCUCUCACCCCGUCCUCCUCCAUCUCCAUCUCUGCCUCCGCAGGGCUCUCCCAGCUGCCCGUGCCCCAGCAGAUCGCUCUCUUUGGGCAGGCGCUGGCCCCGGUGUGUGCUGGGCCUGGAGGUCCUGGAGGAGGAGGAGGAGGGGGACCAGGAGGACCAGGAGGACCAGGAGAUCUGGUGGUGGUCGUCCCCCCGGAGAACCAGCAGGGUCACAACCCAGCAGUGGGGCUCCUCCAUCAGGCCAAAGAGCAGAGCUGUGGGGGGGUGGGGGUGGUGUCGUCCAGCGUGAAGAGCAGCAGCAGCGGAGGAGGCGGCGAGGAGGGCGGGAAAGGAGCAACGACGAGGUUCAAACUGACGUCGGAGGAGCUGGACUACUACCUGUACGGACAGCAGAGGAUGGAGAUCAUCCCACUGAGCAACCACACGGGAGAGAUCAACAACCGUUGCGACAUGUGCGCGGACAACAGGAACGGCGAGUGUCCGAUGCACGGCCCUCUUCACUCUCUGCGUCGACUCGUCGGCACCAGCAGCUCGGCGGCUCCCGUCACCCUGCCGGACGUCCCUGAUUGGCUCAGAGACCUGCCCAGAGAGGUGUGUCUCUGCACCAGUACAGUUCCUGGUCUGGGUUACGGGAUCUGUGCGGCUCAGAGGAUUCCUCAGGGAACCUGGAUCGGCCCGUUUCAGGGAGUCCCUCUGCUGCUGGACAAACUGCAGUCCGGAGCCGUCAGGAACACGCGACACCUGUGGGAGAUCUACGAUGCAGAGGGGACAUUACAGCACUUUAUUGAUGGUAAUGAUCCCAGUAAAUCCAGCUGGAUGAGGUACAUCCGCUGUGCCAGACACUGUGGGGAGCAGAACAUGAUGGUUGUACAGUACAGGUCCUGUAUCUUCUACAGAGCGUGCAUGGAUAUCCCCAGAGGAACGGAGCUGCUGGUUUGGUACAACGACUCCUACACUUCCUUCUUCGGCAUCCCGCUGCAGUGCAUCGACCAGGACGAAAACUUGAACGUCCCAGCCACGGUGGUGGAGGCCAUGACCAGGCAGGAGUCCCUCCAGUCCUUCAGCAAAAAUGGCAAGCCCUCCUCCUCCUCGUCUUCCACCUCCUCUACCCCCUCCACCACCCUCAUGCGCUCCAUGGUCUUCCCCCACUCCCCCUGCUCUCGGAGUUUCUCCCUGUUGGACAAGGUUGGGGUCGGGGUUCAGUCGGACUCUGGUUUUGGCCAGCUGGGAUCAAAGAACCAGCGGGUCCUGGCGAGCCCAACCUCCACCAGCCAGCUGAGCAGCGAGUUCAGCGACUGGCACCUGUGGAAGUGUGGCCAGUGCUUCAAAACCUUCACCCAGAGGAUCCUGCUGCAGAUGCACGUCUGUCCGCAGAAUCCCGACAGACCGUACCAGUGUGGCCACUGCUCCCAGUCCUUCUCUCAGCCGUCGGAGUUGAGGAACCACGUGGUGACGCACUCGAGCGACCGACCCUUCAAAUGUGGAUACUGCGGCAGAGCGUUCGCCGGGGCCACAACGCUCAACAACCACAUCCGCACGCACACCGGAGAGAAGCCGUUCAAGUGCGAGCGUUGCGACCGCAGCUUCACACAGGCCACUCAGCUCAGCCGCCAUCAGCGACUUCCCAACGAGUGUAAACCAGUGAACGAAAGCAGCGAGUCCAUCGAGGUGGAUUAACCCCCGACCGUUGACUGACUGUUGACUGACUGUUGACUGACUGAGACUUCAUCCACAUGAAGCCAGCUGAAUCUGAAAACGCAUCUUUUUCUCUCUGUGUUGUCCCUCCGUCCACACACAGUGUAAAACCUGCCAACGACCGGAGCGUCCAUCACUUCAGUCCCCACUGACUCACAGCUGAGAGGACACUCUGUCUUCACCAGGCCGACGCAUGUCUCAGAUCUAAUGGACGCAAAUAGUUUCACAUGAUGCACACGGGAAGAAAACAGCAGUAUUUUAAUCAUCGAUUUAUUUUCCAACCCACUAUAAUAUUCUUAUAGUGAAAGCAGAAAGCUCUCAGUAAAACUGGGGCCUUGUCCAAUUGUUAUUUAUACGUGGCAGUAAAAGUAAAGUGAGGAUGCUUUUAAAAAUAAUACCAGGAAUUGUUUUUAUUUAUCAAUUUACUUCAUAUAACUUGCAGUAGAGCUGCACAAUUAAAAUACAAUCAAAACCUCAAUAUGGCCGAGUGCAACAUGGAGCUGUAAUCGUUUUUCAGUAAAGGUCCAGUGUGUCACAUGAUCUUUGAAAGGUAUUUAAUCUGAAAAAAUAUGUUUGUGACUGCGACACAGUAAAAGUUCUCAUCAGCUUCAACAUUGUUUACAUUAUUAAUUGAUUAUUUUGCAUUUUUAUUUAAAAAUCCAGCGCAAUAGUUUGAGUCUUUGUAAAAUAAUCAAGUUUCAUUAAAGAAAACAUUUAAUUUUACAUUUAUUUUGUCAGAAUUUUGUGACAUAUAAUUAUAAAUGAAGCUCAACCGCUACCAGACAUAAAGGAACAUGUUUGUUUGCUACAGACAAAUUAAAAUUCCAAUUGAUAUUGUGACUCAUAUUGCAAUCACAAUAUUUAUGCAAUAUUUGAUGAAAAUAUUUUUGUUUAUCAGUUGCUCUGUAUUCAAACACGUCGCAGGUGCUGAUGAGGAAAGUGAAGACAGAGGUUUUCUUGUCUUCCCGGUGUUUCAGUGCGGACGGAGAUCUUUAGGACGACUACAUGAAGUUGAGUGUUUUCAGAUUUGGCGUCUUGAGUGUGAACGUCGUCUGACUGUUUGCAGCUUUCUGACUUGACUGACUGACUCUGGAGAGGAGCGACGUUCAAGCUGCGUUCAUCCUGCUGGAGAGAAUCCUGAUUCAACCAAACCAAAGAUCCUUUUCCUUCCAGCGGCGCGGCCGACCUUUCAGACGGAGGAGGCGGACUAACAAACAAAAAGUUUUUUUGGACGAGGAUAUUUAUUGGAGACUUUUGGGAAUCAUGUUCCAUCAUGUUUCCCUCCAAAGAAAACUCUUUCUUGAAACCGGGACAAAAACAAUGAAAUACCAAAAAAUUCAGACUGAUGGUCUGUCUGUAGCUUUACUUCUCGGUUUCUUCUUUUCUUUUUGCAACAGCGAUGCCAAAGGAGGGCGCGACCAAAGCAAACAGACUGAGAAUGCACAACGAGCAACAACACAAACGAGGAUGACGCUCGAGUUUUACAUCAUAAAAUGAACCAAACCAAAAGACGAGGAGUAUGUAUUGUAAAAAAAAAAAUAACAAAAAAAUAACAGAAAAGCAAAAGAAGGGACAAAAGAAACAUAAAUUAUAUUUAUCUUCUUGCUCAUAUCAUGCUUCGGGCACUUUUGUUUUCAAAUGUUGAUUAUUUAAUUUUUGCAGCUCUGAUGUUGGAGAACGAUGGUGCGGGGCGGAGGGAAAUACUGAAGAGAUAAUAGACGUGAUUUCUUAUAGAAAUAAUCCCACAGUUCAUUAAGAAACGUGUUGAUAUGUUGAAGCACGGUUUUAAAUGGACUUGGUUAAAGUCAGUUUACGUUUUUUUUCUCAUGUUGGCAUUUAAAACAUUUUCAGGGUGAAAGUUUCUCACAUUGUUUCCAUCUGUUCAGAGAUGACACCUGAUCAUCUGAUCAUAAAAUCCAAGAAGGGCAAAUGUUUUUUCGGUUUUGAAAUUUAUCUCCUUCAUGAUACGUGUCUUCUCACAGAGUAUAUUUGCUACGCAAUGCAAGUUUGAGUCCAUUCACAAGCAAUCUCAGAUGUGUAAAUAGUCCUGUGUCAUUACGAUACACUUUGUAUUCAAACGAGUGAGGGUAAAGCACAGUUACUACGUGAACACCAAAUAGGUUUUUGUGCCUGAGAGUUAAAAAAGCUUUAAUAAUGAUAAUAAAUAUAAAAAACUGUAACUUCUCCUCCCAAAGACCAACAGAGUGUUGAACCUGGUGGAUGUGAAUCUACAGCCCAAACCAAAAGUAAAAGGGAAGUUUCACUGCAGGAAAACUGAUUUCCUUUUAUCACACAAACAUCUGGAAGAGUUUAAAAAUGACUCUGAGGAUCUGUAGACGAUGUAAAUACAAAACGCUGAUGAGCAAAAGAUAUGAAGAUGUUUCCAUCAAGUUUAUUCUCAUCUGUCAUGUUUGUUUCCAUGGGAACCUGUGUCAUGUCGACCUUCACCGAUCAGACACAACAAUAAAACAGGUGGCUGGUUUUAAUGUUGGAAAAUAAUUCAAAGUAACUGCUAAUGAUUGAGAAUGAACAGGAUCUACACCAAUCAGCCACGACAGUAAAACCAGUCACCUGUUUUAAUGUUAUGGCGGAUCAGUGUAUUUCUCUAUGACACUGGUUACAAGCUUGUAAGUAGAAAUGUUAACACACACCGAGAAAUUAAAUAUAUAGUUUUAUUGUCAUUGGAAACUAGUAUCCACGAAGGUGAGCCGGUCCCGGCCCAUAAAUGUCUGCCAUAUCUGGCUUGGCGGAGAACCAGCCUCAGUCAGACCAGCUUCAGGCCCAUUUUGUUACUGUCUGUUUGAAGUUACACAGUGUUGCAGGAGCAUCAUGUUGCUGCUCUAGAGAUCAUUUAAAAAGGUGAAUGACAGUUGUAAUUAUCUGGCAACAGGUUCCAGAUUCUGAAAAUGGCAAAAAAAAAAGUUCACUUUAAUGCAACAUUUCACAUGUGGAAAUAAUAAGAAAACUAUGACUUAACCCACAGUCAUGUGAUGAACCUCUAUGACAGAUGGAGUAAUAUCUGCUGUUGAUCUAUCUGAUAAGUUUAACAUGAAAGUUUCUAAAGUGGAGUGACGAGCUGUCGUCCAGCUGCGUUUACCCAUGGAUAUUUUUUCCAGAUGUUGAAAGGAGCCUCUUCAGUUAUUGAUCUGAGAUCUGCUAAUGAGUCCAGGUGUUUGGAGGUGAAACCUUCUGCUCUUCCAGAAGCUCUCACAGACGUGUUUGUGUCACUAAGAGUGAAACAGUGCUGUGUCUCAGUGAAACGUCUCUUUGUUCAAAAUGCAGAUUCAUCCUGUGCUGUAUAUAGAAAAAUACAAACAAUGGGAUUUUAUAUGAUGUAUCUGGGACUGAGGUGAAAUAGUUUGACUCAGUGAAGGACAAAACACAAAUGUGAAUAUGAACCAGAGCUCAGAGAAGAUUCACUUUCUGCUCACGUCUGUCAGGAUCCAGAGGAUGAACUUCAACCAACAUUUAUACCAUAAGCAUUUUAUUAAACGCCAUGUUUAAAGUCCUCUCUGCUGUGUGCGUGAGGUUAUAAAACUCAAACAAUCCCUGUUUGAGAGAACUUGGGUUUAAAAAAGGAUAUUUUUUAACUCCAAUCUUCCAUCAAGGAAGUUGGAAAUAAGAAUAUAAACUUCUUUAAAAGUGAAAAAUUAAAUCCCAAAACUAAAUUUGGUGUGUUGAUGUUUGUAACAGUGAAAUCGCUCAGAUCAUCUGAACAGAAGGUGAAUCUUGCUCGUGGCCUCUGACGAUGAUAAUCAUGUCCUCUGUAAUAUGACUGACAGAAUCUGAAGAGAUAAAACAGUCAUGUCAAACAGACUCUUAAGGAUCCAUUUUGACUCAAUCUUGUUUGCAUGAUUUCCCCUGACUCACCCCCCCCCCUUUUUUUUAAAUGAAUGACAAAAUCAGAUCAAAAACCAAAAAGAUGUUGUUCCAUAGGAAAUAAAGCUGAAAUCCAGUUUUGAUUCUUA
This is a messenger RNA of Seriola aureovittata, 6168 nucleotides long. RefSeq names its product PR domain containing 6 (gene prdm6). Bases 215 to 2182 code for a protein of 655 amino acids. Gene Ontology annotation, cellular component: nucleus. Gene Ontology annotation, molecular function: protein binding; histone methyltransferase activity. NCBI's taxonomy places the organism in Eukaryota, Metazoa, Chordata, Actinopteri, Carangiformes, Carangidae. The record is from RefSeq and is a predicted model, not a curated record. The transcript has 9 exons.